This is a messenger RNA of Papilio polytes (common Mormon), 1490 nucleotides long. RefSeq names its product lipase 1-like. Gene Ontology annotation, molecular function: hydrolase activity, acting on ester bonds. The transcript has a single exon. The record is from RefSeq and is a predicted model, not a curated record. The coding region runs from base 295 to 1452 and encodes 385 amino acids. NCBI's taxonomy places the organism in Eukaryota, Metazoa, Arthropoda, Insecta, Lepidoptera, Papilionidae.
AAGCCUUGAGUGUAAUCUGCUAAGGCUAUUGUUAUCAAUUGGCCUAGAAAAUUUACAUUAAAAUUACCAUAUUAAGGGAACUAAUAGCGUUUCGCCAAUAUAAACAUAUGAUAAACACAAUAUCUAACCAAACAAUGUACAGCGUAUAUUAAUGGUUUAAAAUAUUAACCGUGUCUAUUAUCUUAAGAGGUUAUAGAUAAAUUAUGUGUUUCGAUUCAACUAACCGACAUUUCUUAAUGGAAGUUUGUAUAAAACAGACUAAUUUUUAUUCCACUGUAAUAUUUUUUUAUAAAUAUGGCAACCCUAAAAGUGUUAAUUUUUUUAAUAUUUAUAAACCGGUGUUUUGCAAGUCAUCUGUCCGAAGAUGGGAGAUUGAAUUUUCUCGAACUGGCAACAAAAUACGGUCAUAAUGCAAUUCAGUAUAUUGUGAACACAGAAGACGGUUAUAUAUUGAAAAUCUUUCGUAUACCGGGUAAGAGGAAAAUACCAAUAUUAUUAAUGCAUGGAUUGGCUGAUACUUCAGAUACUUGGGUAAUACGAGGAAAUUCUUCACUGGCAAUAACGCUCGCCAACGAUGGUUAUGAUGUAUGGGCUGGCAACGUUAGAGGUAAUAAAUACGGUAGAAAUAAUAUCUACCUGAAUCCAGAUACAGAUAAAGAAUUCUGGAAUUUCAGUUUCCAUGAAUACGGAUUUUACGAUUUAGCAGCAAUCAUAGAUACCAUUUUAAAUAUCACUAAAGUUAGUCAAAUAAACGCCAUCGGACAUUCACAAGGAAAUGCAAUAUUCUACGUUUUAUGUUCAUUAAAACCUGAAUACAAUAAGAAAAUUAAUUUUUUAAUAGCGUUAGCGCCCAUUGCGUUCUUGCAAAACAUAAAACCACCGUUAAAAGAUAUUAUAGAAAUAUCUCCAAUAAUAAAUAAACUCUCGCAAAUAUUAAAUAUACGCGAAUUAUUUAAAAAGGAUUCCGUUCUAAUCGAUAUUUGGCAAUUUUUAUGCCCAGAACCGAUAAUCGGUUAUAUUUCUUGUGUGAAAAGUGUAAUAUUUCCGAUUGCCGGUUACGAUAGUGAAGAAUUGGAAUCAAAUUUCGUACCAACUUUGGUUGGACAUUUCCCAAAUGGUGUGUCAGAGAAAAAUUUAUACCAUUUCGCACAAGUUAGUUUAAGGAGAAAAUUUGCACAAUACGAUUAUGGAGAAAAUAAUAUAGCUAUAUACAAUAGUGAGGAACCACCGCAAUAUAAUUUAAGUGCGGUUACAACAAAAAUUUAUUUGUUUGCUGGCGCUAACGAUAAAUUAGCUACGUUAGAAGAUGUCGCUAUAUUAAGGGAAAAAUUACCAAAUGAUGAAUAUCUUUUACUACCGAGAAGGAAAAUGAAUCACGCCGAUUUCAUCUGGGGUCGGCACAUGUAUGAAUAUUUGUUCCCAUAUAUUUUUAAAGUGUUAAGAAAUUUCUAGAAUGAGACUCAAAGUAUUGUAAAUGCAAUAAACGUUUU